AGCCAUCUCAUACUGGGCUUGUGUUACAGGGCUCAAAUAUUAACCUAAGCUCCGCCCGUCCGGUUCUCUCUUCUGAUAAAAUCGAGCAAACCAGCAGGCGUGACGGGAACUUUCCUCGCAGUGUUUACAGGUCAGGCUCUUCCUCGCUUUUACCCUGUUGUGUCUGCACCAGGUCUGCACAUCUAACGACCUGCAGUGACAGCGUCCCACACAGCCCGAGGCACAAUGGAAUGCUGUGGACUACUUACUGCCCAGAAGGAACCAGUUCCCCUGAAGAGCAUUGAGGUGGAGCUGGAGGUGAGGGACCAUGUGGCGACAGUGGUCUCCACUCUGAACUACGAGAACAAGGAGGACAAACCUCUGGAGGCUGUUUUCGUCUUCCCUCUCCCUGGAGAUGCUGCUGUCUGUCACUUCAGUGCUCAGAUUGGACAGACACAGAUUGUAGCUGAGGUGAAGGAGAAACAGAAGGCUCGUGAGGAGUAUGAUGAUGCGCUGAGCGCCGGUCAGCAGGCCUUCCUGUUGGAGGAGAGCGAGCAGAGUCCAGAUAUAUUCACUCUGAGUGUGGGCAGUCUGCCUCCAGGAGAGAGCGCCUCCGUCAGGCUGGAGUACGUCACUGAGCUGGCUGUGCAGGCGGAUGACGGGCUGAGGUUUUGUCUGCCUGCUGUGCUCAACCCUCGUUACAAAGCUCAGGGUAGUGAAGGUGCCGGUGUGCAGGUGACCUCUGUUCCAGCCUCUCUGGUUCCCUACAGUCUGUCGUUUUCUGUCCGAGUGUCGUCUCCUCGUCCAAUCUCCAAAGUCGAGUCCAGCUGCUCUCUGGAGUCUCUCCAGUACGUCAACACAGAGCAGACCCAGGCCACGGUCAAGUUGGCUGCAGGACACAAGUUUGACAGAGAUGUUGAGCUGCUGAUUUAUUACAGAGAUGCUCACAAGCCCACUGCUGUGGUGGAGGCAGGACAAGCCUCUGCCAAACCUGGGAGUCUGAUGGGCGAUCCAGUCCUGAUGCUGAGCCUGUACCCUGAGUUCCCCAAGUCUGUGAUGUCUUCUCUCGCCUCAUGUGGAGAGUUUGUGCUUCUACUGGAUCGAUCUGGGAGUAUGGAUUGUCCAACGAGUCACACCAAGCAGCAAGAAUCUCGAAUUGCCAGUGCCAGGGAUACUCUACUGCUCCUGUUGAAGAGCUUACCAAUGGGCUGCUACUUCAACAUCUACAGUUUCGGCUCCAUCUUUGAACACAUCUUCCCAAAGAGUGUGGAGUACAGUGAGAAGACCUUAGAAGAGGCUCUGAAGAAAGUCGCAUCGAUGCAGGCGAAUCUGGGAGGAACAGAGAUUCUAAAGCCCCUUACACAUAUUUUAAGCCAGACCUGCAUUUCGAAUCAACCUCGACAAGUUUUUGUCUUCACUGACGGAGAAGUGUUCAACACCAAAGAAGUGAUUCAUCUGGUGAAGAAGAAUUCAGGUUCCCACAGGUGUUUCUCUUUUGGGAUCGGGGAAGGGGCCAGCUCUGCUCUUAUCAAUGGGUUGGCCAAGGAAGGAGGAGGUCACGCUCAGUUCAUCACAGGAACCGACAGGAUGCAACCUAAAGUGAUGCAGUCGCUGAGAUUUGCUCUGCAGCCAGCUGUGGUGGACAUCUCAGUCACAUGGGAUUUGCCAACAGGAGUGUCUGUGACUGUUCUUUCGCCACCACUCACAGCCCUUUUCCAGGGUCAAAGGUCACUGAUUUAUGCCCAACUCACCGGACAGAGUUCAGAGGCAGCAGAGGGCUCUGUGACCGUGAAGUACAGUCUGGCAGGUCAUCUCUCUCAGAACCAGCUUCACUUCCCUCUCAAACCUCCAGAGGACAAUGGACUAACAGUCCACAGGUUGAGUGCUCGGACUCUGAUCCGCUCCCUAGAGACAGAGGAGAGAGAACAUAGAGGACAGCAAGACGGAGGAGUGAAGGAGAAGAUGGUGCAGCUCAGUGUCCAAUCAGGAGUGAGCAGCUCCUACACGGCCUUCAUUGUCGUCAACAAAGGCAACGGCGAGCCGAUUAGAGGACCUCUGGUGCGGAGACCUGUUCCAACACCUGUUUCCAUGCAGGGACGGUCAGGCUCUUUCAGUGCACAACAAUUUUCCAUGCAGGGACGGUCAGGCCUUUUGGGUUCACCACAAUUUUCCAUGCAGGGACGGUCAGGCCUUUUGGGUUCACCACAAUCUCUCUUGCAGGGAGGGUCAGGCCUUUUCAGUGCAGAACAAUCUUUUUUAUUUGGAGCAGCGCCUGAAUUAAACCUUGUCAGCGGGUUUACUGGUUUUAACAAGAAGCUCACAAGUAUGGGGAGACAAAAAACUUCUCUGAAGAGAGUGAGAGCUUGCAGUGGACAAGCUGAGAGGUCCCUCGACAUGUGUGAUUCCCCUUUACCAUCAGAGGGCGUGGGAGCUGGAAACAGAAUGUUGGGUUGCAAUGUGCGGACUCGUAACCAUGUAGCCUCUAUCUCAAGUCAGGCUCUAUCAAAGCAGCCACCCAGAGACCCUUUGCUGCAGCUGGUCUCCCUGCAGAAGGCGUCUGGCUGCUGGCUGCUUGAUCCGGCUCUGGCUGCUGCUGUGGGAAAGACCAGCGAGGAGGUGGAGAACACAAAGCCUUCAGCUGUGAACCAGGAAGUGUGGGCCACCAUUCUGGCUCUGAUCUGGCUUCAUGGCUUCAAGAUGGAUGCCAAGCCAGAGUGGGAGCUUCUGGCUAUGAAGGCUGUGUCCUGGCUCCGUGCUCAGAAUGUACCAUCAGAGGGCGUGGAAGCCGGAAACAGACUGUUGGGUUGCCAUGUGCAGAAAGACGCCAUGGGGCUCUGAGGAUUUUGUAUUGUAUGGGUGCCCAUUUUACAGAAUUUAUUUUGUCUCACUUUAACCCAACAAUAAAGUCCUGUUUUAUCAUGUUUUCCAUUUUCAUUCUGUUGGUUUGUUUGUUUGUAAGCAUAUUGUGCAAAAACUAUUGGAAAUAUUUCAAGAAACUUGGCAGAAGCAUAUGAUAUCAGGUUGAUUGAAGAACCCAUUAAAUGUUGGUGUGGCUCCAGGA
This is a messenger RNA of Limanda limanda (common dab), 3040 nucleotides long. RefSeq names its product von Willebrand factor A domain-containing protein 5A-like. The transcript has 23 exons. Lineage: Eukaryota; Metazoa; Chordata; Actinopteri; Pleuronectiformes; Pleuronectidae. The record is from RefSeq and is a predicted model, not a curated record. Bases 226 to 2817 code for a protein of 863 amino acids.